Eimeria acervulina is the source of this 1083-nucleotide messenger RNA. RefSeq lists its product as hypothetical. The transcript is spliced from 10 exons. The record is from RefSeq and is a predicted model, not a curated record. The coding region runs from base 1 to 1083 and encodes 360 amino acids. Lineage: Eukaryota; Apicomplexa; Conoidasida; Eucoccidiorida; Eimeriidae.
AUGCAGGUACUUGCGGGAGUGCGUCAGUAUUGGCUGCCCCAGAAGGUGUCGCUGCAUGCAGACACCGCAGAGAUGAGCCCAGCCUACCUGACUGCUGCCGUACAGAAGGCCGCAACUCUGCGCAAACAUGACGCCGCUCUAUGGUUCAACUUUUCCCGACGAGCGCAGCAAGUUGCAGACAGCUUCACCCCGCAGCAACUUGGGUAUCUGUUUUACGGCUUCGGCAAGGCCCGGUUUUUAGACCCUCCGCUGUACUCCUGUCUCCUUCGCUACGCCGUUGCUUCUCUUGAAGACUUCGCUUCCCACGCCCUAAUGGCUGUACCGUGGGCCCUCAGCAGGGUCUCCAUUCGGGAGGUUUCUGCUCUCACGCAAGUGGGACAGGAAGCAGUGCUGAAGGCACCACAGAUGCGCCCAGGCGACUUGAUUAAAAUAGCAGUUGGCCUUGCUAAGUUGGGGGCGUGCCCUCCUUCUCUGCGGGAGCGGCUGAGCGCUGUGUUACUGCCUGCGCUUAAAGAGGCCUCGGCUUUAGAGUUUCGGGGCUGCAUGCACCCCCUUGCUGUUAUCGGGGUGUACACGCAGCCCCUACAGACCUUCGUUAUGGAGCGGUUCUCGAAGAUAUUUAUCUGCGCCCGCCCCCCUCACCUGGAGAAGGCGCUGCAGACGGCGGUCUCCAUUCGUGUUCUUCAGCCAGAGACCUGGGGUUGUUUCUGGAUUGACAUUGGAGAGGCAGCAGACAGAAGACGGUGCAUCUUCGUAGACGGGCCCGCUGCUUUCUACACGAAUUCAACGCAAUAUACAGAGGCAGUUAAACUCCAGCACAGAGUACUGAGCGACCUUGGCUGGGAGGUGCGGCGGGUGUUGUGGUUUGAAUGGGUUGGCCUCGAGGGGAAACAGCAGAAGAUAGAAUUCCUCCGCGAGCUGCGUGCUGCCCCAGCCCUUCCCUCUUUCUUGCCGGAUCCUCUGCCUGCACUGACACCAGAGGAAGUGCAGCAGCGUUUGCAGCAGGUAAAGCAGCGGCAGCAGCAGGAGCAGGAGGAAGCAGCAGCAUUAGAUAGGGGCUCUCUUGUUGAGCUGGACUUGUGA